AGACAUUGAGGAGACCUGGGGACGUUUUUGAAAAAGGAGGGCAACAGGUGUGGCUACUGAUCUGUCCAGUGCACAUUUCUGGGUGCAGCACAGGUAGAAGCCCCUCAGGGGCUGGAUCAUGGGACAGAGCCUUCGUGUGGAAACCCAGGCUAAGGACCCACAACAACAAAACAAGAAUGGAGAUGAUGAAUCUGAGCAACACCACGGCACAAUGGUGGGAGAGGGGGGCAGCACGGGGGACAGCACCCCAAAGCGCAAGGGCAAGUUCUCUACCCUUGGCAAGAUCUUCAAGCCGUGGAAGUGGCGGAAGAAGAAAAGCAGCGAUAAGUUCCAGGAAACUUCAGAAGAGCUGGAGAGAAAGAUGUCGACGAGGCGUACCCGGCAGGAGCUCAUCGAACAGGGAGUGCUGAAGGAAGUCCCGGACAACGAUGCAGAUACACAGACGCCAAAGCAGCCCUAUGUGAAGAACGGCCACACUCUACCACUGAGCUCUGGGGUGGUAGUGGGAGGAGGAGGAGGUCACUGUGGUGUUAGGAGCCCAUGCAACCAGGGCAAACUUCCUUCAGAGUCCGACUAUAGGAUGAACCCGGCCUGGCUCAACCAGCCAGAUGACCGCAGGGGUCGCUCUCCUUCAGACGGGGAACGUCGGGGCGCUCUGUGCUCCAGAGGCACGGGACAGCAUGAAGACGGGUGGAGAGGGGGAGGGGGAGGGUCACGUGCACAUGUUGAGGGUGAAUGGAAACCUAACAUGAUCUGGCAGGGCCAGAUUCAUGGCCAGAUGGAGGACUGCAGACGUGGGGGGAGACUUCACCCCGAGGAUGGGCAGAAGAGACCCGGGCUGCAGAAGGCCCCAUCAGAGGACUGCAGGAGGAGUCGGCCUGCAGAAGCGGACUGGAAGCCAACACUCCCUCGACAUGCAUCUGCUGAGGAGGGAAGAGCUCGCAGAGAGUCAGAGAGCCAUUUCAUCCCUGACCCAGAAGCCCUGCGGGACACCCUGCGCGAACCUCUGCCACCCAAACAGUCUGUCAUGCCUCCAAAAUGGCUGAUGACCACAACCACCGAGCCUUGCAGCAAAGGUGCAUCUCGCACCCCAUCCAACCACCAUGGGAACCAGUACUCCUCUCCCUCCGCCUCCUCGUCCAAACCUGGGCGGUCCGUCUCCUCUGCUGGUACGUCCACCCAACCGUCUUCAGGAUUAGCCUCCACCUCCACCUCUCAGGGCACCAAGCAGCCACCUCAGCCUCCGCCCAAGCCAAUGAACAGGGGCAACGCUACCAUGCUGGUCUCCGCCCUGCAGGGGGGAGAGAACGCUCAGCUUCCUCUCUACUGGUCCUGCUGGAAGCGAGAAUGCGACUACGAUGUCUACCUGUCCUUACCUGUCUACCUGUGCCGGCGGGCCGGAGGCCUGCGCUCAGGCGACUUCAACCAAGGAGGAACCAGUCUUGUGUCAGCCAAGCCCUCCCCACCCAUGCCUCCUAAGAGGACCACCCCCGUCACCAAACGCAACACAGAGGACGCCUCUGCUGAGCCAUCCCAUCAACCCCUCACCCCUUUCUCUGGAAGACCACAGCAACCUAUCUGUGGGAUUCCAGCUGCCUCCCCCACCUCCCUCUCCUCCCCUGCCAACACACAAGCCACCAUCUCCUCCCCGCCAACACAUACACACCCACCACCUCCACCAUCAGCACUCCUACCCCCAUCCACUACCCAGCCCAUACCCAUGCUGUUUGACCCACCAAGCCCGACCAAUGAAUCUCCUCAGCGCCCGGCCCCUGUCCCGCUGCAUAUAAUGAUCCAGCGAGCCUUGUCCAGUCCCGGCCCUGCUCAGCCACAUCCAGACGGGUCACAGCGAGCUCACACGCUGCUUUUUGAAACACCUCUUGAGUACCAUGGAGACCGUGGACGUCCCCUUCCUGUCAGCAUCCAACCACUGAAACUAUCUGAGGAUGACUAUUCAGAGGAAGAAGAGGAGGAAGAUGACGAGGAGGAGGAGGAGUACGAUGGGGAGAUCCCCCAGCCGGAGCUGGAGCCUCGGAGCCGCAGAUGCUUGGUGGGAGACGCCGGUGUUUGUGUCAUCCCGGGAGGAAACAGCAGUGAGGAGGAGGACGAGGAAGAUGAAGAUGAGGAUGAAGAAGGAGAGAAUGACAUGCAUGGCGAUGACAGCGACUCGGAAGGUCCUGUGCUUUAUAAAGAUGAAGACUCCGAUGAAGAUGAAGAGGAUGAGCCCCCUCCAAGUGCUCUGGCCAGCAGGGUCAGGAGGAAGGACACCUUGGCUCUGAAGCUGAGCAGCCGUCCCUCGGCCCCUGACAGGGACAGGGACAGGUUUACCCAGGAGAGAUGCAUCAGGGACAACCACCCUCCAGGACAGACCGGCCUCACCUGGCAGAGCAGGGAGCAGUGGGAGGCCAUUCGCACACAGAUCGGCAGCGCACUCACAAGGCGACUUAGCCAGAGACCCACUGCGGAAGAGCUGGAGCAAAGAAACAUCCUUCAGCCUAAAAACCAGGCUGACAGACAAGCUGAAGUUAGGGAGAUUAAGCGGCGGCUGACCCGGAAGUUGAGUCAAAGACCCACCGUUGCAGAACUACAGGCAAGAAAAAUCCUGCGGUUCCAUGAGUACGUGGAAGUCACAGAUGCCCAAGACUAUGAUCGGAGAGCGGACAAGCCGUGGACUAAGCUGACUCCUGCUGACAAGGCGGCCAUCCGGAAGGAGCUCAAUGACUAUAAGAGCACUGAAAUGGAGGUUCAUGAAGAGAGCAGAAUCUACACGAGGUUUCAUCGGCCUUAGCCCCCCCCCCCCUCCUCGGAUAAUGAAGCACUUAAAAAAUCUGUGAGGCAAGCAGCUGCUCCAUCUGCAGACCGACCUUUUACGUUUCCAGAAUGUAAUGUAAAGAGUAUCAGGGACAGCCUGCAACUGACUGAAAACCAGAACGCUUCUCGCUUGCCCUCCAUCGCCCUCCCACUACAUUGCUUAUACUAAACUGAGGAGGUGAGGACCAGAUGCAGUAUUUCUCCCCGACGACAAGGAACCGCGUGCCAAUGAAGAGAAGAUGCAGAAGACUCACAGGGCUCACUCUCAGUCUGCUGUUAUGUGGUACCCCCUCAGGGACAUGGAUCUAGUUACAACCUUUAAUGCGGCCUCAUUCUGUGUUGCCUUUUUCCCCCUUCUUUCUGUAAAUGGAAUAGCUAAUUCAUCUUGUUAAUGUGAUAACAUACAAAUAUGAUAGUAAUAAUAAAGAUGAUGGCUUAUAAUACUCACCACAGUAAUAAUCGAUAAGAGACGAAUGGCGAGAGCAGGCUGGAGGAUGAAGACUGGGAUAUUCUGCUUUAGGACUGGACAUCUCUGGGAUAUUGUGUAUGUUUUAUAUAAAUUGUGUACAGACUGCUAUUGUUAUACCUUAGAAUGACAUUUGGAAAGGUCUAAUUAAAAAUAUUGGUCUAAUUAUAAAAGUUCUGUAAUGCACAAGAUAUUUUAUAAUGUAAUUUCGAUCACCUGAGUAGUGACAGAUUUUAUUUGAGCCUUUUUAUAAUUUGGCUUGCCUGUAUUUAUGGUUGUGAUGUGAGGUUGCCAUUUUAAGUGUUAAUUUAGAUAUAGGAAAGUGUGAAGGUAAAGAGGCUGUUUUUUUUUUCAAUGUGCCAACAUACCCAAUGCCUAAAGGACUAGAGGACACUAGUUUUCAUACCACUAAUGCAAACCACAACAUGAGCCAACACAGAUUCCAUUGCCAGAGUAUCUGGGUACUCUCUCUUCAUUUAUACUUUUUUAUGAGUUUUUGUACUUCCCUUUAACGGUCAAACAUGCAAUGCGUUCUGUAGCCAUUUGAAAUAAGGUCAAGCUAGAUAGUUUCAUGCAAGAUGCUUUGAGUGUAGAUCAGGGAACUAUCUAAAAAAAUCAGAAAAUGUCAAAUGAAAUGGUCAAAAGGGAGUCAUUCUGGCUGGAUCCUUUUGAAAUUGCAGAAGUGUUAUAUUGUCUAUUGCUGUGUGGCCAGUAGCUUACAGGGUUCUCCAUGCUGUGUACAGGUUGAUAUAGGUAUAAAUUGAUGCUUGUGUAUAUCUUGUCUUUCUUUCAUUUAAAAAUAAUUUUAAAUAUAAAAUACGAUAGGUUGCUAUUUUUUUAAGCACAAAAUGUUAGUUGAUUAAAUGCUACAAGAAUGAUGGGAAUAUGAAAGUGUACCUUUUCUGUAAAACAAAGUUCAUUUUUAAUUGAAUGUGGAAUUGUAUGGACUGACUUUUCUUUUUAUUUGUAAAUACUCACAUCUGGAGCUAAUUAAACUAAUUACAAUUCCUCAA
This is a messenger RNA of Labrus bergylta (ballan wrasse), 4290 nucleotides long. RefSeq names its product phosphatase and actin regulator 4b (gene phactr4b). The record is from RefSeq and is a predicted model, not a curated record. Gene Ontology annotation, molecular function: actin binding. NCBI's taxonomy places the organism in Eukaryota, Metazoa, Chordata, Actinopteri, Labriformes, Labridae. Gene Ontology annotation, biological process: actin cytoskeleton organization; neural crest cell migration.